CUGAAACAUUUUACUGGAGAGGAAAUUUCGUGGAUCCCCGUGGAUCCGCGCCUGGAUGAAUAGAUGCAGCCGUGGAAUUGUUCCACGAUGCAGCGAUAGGUCCACGGCGUAAGAAAUCUUACAGAGUGCAUAUGUAUUCCGGAGGGCGCUGUUAGGACCCAUAUUAGAUCACAAUACCCAUAGAGUAGAGUACUGUUGUAUCUCUCUAUGAAAAUACCUCCUCUUAUGGUAGGACUAUAGCUUCGGUUCAUUGAAAAAGCAGUUCUGUACUGUUCUUUGAGAUGAACCGGCUCAUUUGAGUGGCUCGUGAGCUGAUUGGAUUGCCCAUCUUUGUUUGGAAGUGUCAAAUUCUGAGUCUGACGUUUCAAUAGGGAAGUUUUUCUUGUAGCUGGUAAUUUGUAAUGUGCUGUUAUUAAAAGAAACGUUCUUUGGAGUAAUUGGCAUAAAUAUAUCAUAAAAUUAGUUCAUCAUGAGCAUGACAAUUUCGGCUGUUCGUCCUAGAACUAGUAUUCUUGAUAAAUCGUUAAGUCGCGGCCGAGGAGAAGUUAGUUUGAGCUGCUAUGCUUUACUUUUCUCGGAAUUAGUGCAGUAUUGUCAAAAUCGAGUAUAUACUGUACCCGAACUUCAAAAUAAGUUAGCUGAAAUGGGCCAAGAAGUUGGGGUGAAGCUUAUUGAUCUUUUCUUUGUGAGAGAAAAGAAUUGUAAACGUGAAAUAAAGUUAUUAAAUAUGCUCUUAUUUGUUAAAUCAACUAUGUGGAAGAGUCUGUUUGGAAAAGAAGCAGACAAGUUGGAACAUGCCAAUGAUGAUGAAAGAACAUACUAUAUAAUUGAAAAAGAUCCUUUAGUUAAUAGAUUUAUAUCGGUACCCAAAGACAAAGGGAGUCUAAAUUGUUCUAUAUUCACUGCAGGAAUAAUUGAAGCAGUUCUAAAUGGAUGUGGUUUUCCUGCAAAAGUCACAGCUCAUUGGCACAAAGGAACCACUUACAUGGUGAAAUUUGAUGAUUCAGUUAUCACAAGAGAUAAGCAAUUAGAAGAGAGAUGAAAUUGUAGAGUGUGGAUUUGUAUUAUCUAUUAUGUACCGGAUAAAAUGUAAUGUAAAUACGUUUGUUUUCAAAAAAAAUAAAUUUUCAAUAGUUGCAAUAAAGUAU
Messenger RNA from Gryllus bimaculatus (two-spotted cricket), 1148 nucleotides. The record is from the annotation of a GenBank genome assembly. Lineage: Eukaryota; Metazoa; Arthropoda; Insecta; Orthoptera; Gryllidae.